GCAGAAACGUCAUCAUCCACCAUGUCCUUCAUCAGUGAGUUUCUGCAGCAGACUGUCUAUCUGGGCGUGCCACUGGAGUCAUACAAUUCGCCCACAGUGCGGCCCUAUGCACAGUUCAGUGCCAGUGGAGAUGCUGGUGUCCUGGACAAAGCCAUCAAAGCUAAGGGUGUGGAUGAGAGCACCAUCAUAGAAGUGCUUGUGAAAAGAAGCAAUGCACAAAGACAGCAAAUCAAAGCAGCCUAUCAGCAGGCCAGCGGCAAGCCUUUGGAUGCAGCCCUGAAGAGUGCGCUGAAAGGAGAAUUGGAGGAGGUGGUGCUCGCCCUGCUCAUGACUCCUGCACAUUACGACGCUCAGCAGCUCAAACUGGCCAUGAAGGGCUUGGGUACAGAUGAAGACACGCUGAUUGAGAUUUUGGCCUCCAGGACAAACAAAGAAAUCAAAGAAAUUAAGAGAGUCUACAAGGAAGAAUAUAAAAAGGAGUUAGAAGAUGACAUCAAGUCUGACACUUCAGGAGACUUCAGAAAUGCUCUGCUUUCUCUCUGCAAGGCUGCCAGGAAUGAGGACCCCUUGGUGUAUGAUGAUCAGGUUGAGAAUGAUGCAAGGGCCCUGUAUGAAGCGGGAGAGAAGAGAAAGGGCACUGACUGCACUGUCUUCAUUGACAUCUUGACCACGAGGAGCGCCAGUCACCUGCGUAAAGUGUUUGAGAGAUACUCCAAGUUCAGUGAUGUGGAUGUUGCCAAAGCCAUUGACCUGGAGUUGAAAGGAGAUAUUGAGAGGUGUUUAGUCGCCGUUGUUAAAUGUGCUGGGAGCAAACCCGCAUUUUUUGCAGAGAAACUCAACCUGGCAAUGAAGGGUUCUGGAUACAAAGGCAAAAUCCUUACCAGAAUUCUGGUAAGUCGCUCUGAAGUGGACCUGGGUGCGAUCAAACAGGAGUAUCAGAAGAAAUACGGGAAGAGCCUCUACCAAGCAAUUCUGGAUGACACUAAAGGGGAUUAUGAGAAAAUCCUGGUGGCCCUCCUUGGGGGUGAGAAGUAAAUGACUACAUUGUCAAGAAUGUCUAAAGCCAAAACCAGAAAGGAGUGUUGGUCAUGUGGUAUAUAAAAACUUGUAAGGAUUCAAAUCUGGAAACGUGCACUCAUUUUUGAUAAAUAAA
Molecule: messenger RNA, 1153 nt
Organism: Chanos chanos (milkfish)
Lineage: Eukaryota; Metazoa; Chordata; Actinopteri; Gonorynchiformes; Chanidae
Gene: anxa1a
Product: annexin A1a
Exons: 12
Coding region: 22-1035 (337 amino acids)
Biological process (GO): cellular response to glucocorticoid stimulus; negative regulation of coagulation; signal transduction
Cellular component (GO): nucleus; cytoplasm; vesicle membrane
Molecular function (GO): phosphatidylserine binding; calcium ion binding; calcium-dependent phospholipid binding
Source: RefSeq, a predicted model, not a curated record